AUGGUGCCCAGUCGCACCAACGUGACUGCCGGGAUCCCCAGUAGCAAAGUGAAAUACUCAAAGCUCUCCAGCACUGACAGUGGACACAUUCAUCCUCACAUAUUAAAGUUUAAGAGAAGCUCUACUAAGAUUCCUUAUAAGGCCAUUGCCUGUGCCACCGCGCAGUUUUUGAUUGGUACCUUUCUCGUUAUCGUGGGCUGCCUCCUGCUGGCGGGCCACAUCAGCAAAGUGGGCGCCAACCGGGCCGUUCCGGUUCUGAUUGUUGGCAUCCUCGUGUUCCUGCCCGGGUUUUACCACCUGCUCAUCGCCUACAGAGCGCACCGAGGCUGCCAGGGCUACUCCUUCAGUGACCUUCCGACCUGUGAUGACUAG
Messenger RNA from Neogale vison (American mink), 372 nucleotides. Its product is annotated as transmembrane protein 230-like. The transcript is spliced from 2 exons. Lineage: Eukaryota; Metazoa; Chordata; Mammalia; Carnivora; Mustelidae. The coding region runs from base 1 to 372 and encodes 123 amino acids. Gene Ontology annotation, cellular component: endomembrane system; synaptic vesicle. The record is from RefSeq and is a predicted model, not a curated record. Gene Ontology annotation, biological process: synaptic vesicle transport.